UAAAAUAUUCAUUUUCCCACUUAUUUUCUAUUGUUUUUCAAAUUCCUUCAUUACACGGAAUCCCACACCAUUUCCAUUUCGUCUCUCCCGCUGAGCCGAAACCACACGACUCCACCCGAUUCAAUCCCUCAAGUUUAGGGUGAAGUUAUUUUAGGGUCUGGUUUUGGUUAUUGGUUAUGUCCACAUGGACAACAAUUCAGAAAGGUUUUUAUGUGUUUACGAUUUUGCAUUGAGUCGGUGUGUAUUUUAGUUCAUCUGUAUCGAUUAUAUAUUGAUCGUGAUCUACGAAGAUGAGUAAAAGUAGCAGAACAGAAAGCCAUGAGAAGUACUUGGAUCAUACACACAAGUGAAUAAAUAUGGGAGGCUGCUGUUGUUGUUCUUCAAACCGUGUAGAAUGGAACAAUUCACCCCGAUUAUAUCAUUAUCCAGUAGUAUCAGAGGAUCGGCAGCCAUUAUCAGCACACAGUGGUGUAGCUUCUGUUGUUCCUACAGGGCUUUUAGUUGAUACAAAUCUUGAUACUUCCAUACCAGACACUUACAGACACCCACCAGCACCUUUACCAUAUGAAGCAAUUGUUGGGGAUCCUCAAACUCAAACUCCUCCUGUGCAAACAAAUUGUUCUGACCCUAUUGAAGAUAUAAAAAUCAGUAAUCAUGGUGAAAAUCUGGCUAAGGAAACCAUGGAAUCUGAUUGCAAAGACCAAAUUGAUAUCAAACUUGUUGCUACUGAAGAAGACGAUGGCGAAGUCAAGAAGUCAAAUGCACCUUUUGUAGCCCCUGAGGAGUGUCCUACAUGUCUUGAAGAAUAUGACGAAGAAAAUCCAAAAAUAGUCACGAAAUGCGAGCAUCAUUUUCACUUGUCGUGCAUUCUUGAAUGGAUGGAAAGAAGUAAUACGUGCCCUGUGUGCGAUCAGGUUACUCCAAAUUUCAAUUUCAACAAUUUUCAUAUGGUAUUCAAGAACGUUUUAAUUCGGAGAAAUAGUUUUAAGAAAAAUUGUUGUUGAUAUAUGAUAAAUAUCGAAAAUACCCUUUGGCAAAUACAAGAAAUUCCAGGGUCCAAAUCAAUACCAUUUAUUUAUCAUGAAAACUUUGGGCAAAAAAAAAGUUUUUGUUUGUAUUGUUCCUUUUUGUGAUAAAAACCUUUCAAAGUGAACAUGUGAAGCCUACAAACAAAGUACAAUUAUUAUUAUUUAUAUUGUUUUUAUUCUGA
This is a messenger RNA of Lactuca sativa (garden lettuce), 1210 nucleotides long. Its product is annotated as putative E3 ubiquitin-protein ligase RHB1A. Gene Ontology annotation, cellular component: cytosol. The record is from RefSeq and is a predicted model, not a curated record. Lineage: Eukaryota; Viridiplantae; Streptophyta; Magnoliopsida; Asterales; Asteraceae. Gene Ontology annotation, molecular function: ubiquitin-protein transferase activity.